UUGACGAUCAUUUCAAACAAAAGAAUAGUUUUUUGUUACUUUCUUUUUCUAUAUUAUCUCAUCAUUUGAUUUGUUGGAAUUUUUUUUCUGAGAGAGAGAGAGAACGAGAAAAAAAUGGUCGAACUUGAUUAUGAUAAAGUGUUGGAAGAAUUGAUAAGUCAAGCUACAAAUCCAGAUCCUGGUAAUCAAUUUCCAGAUAUUCUUGAACAAUAUCUUCGAACUAUUGCCAAGACUGGUGAUACAAUAUUUCCAUGGAGCAAAGUGAAACCAUUCAUACGUCGUAAAAUGGAAACAGUUAUGGAAAGUUUUCAUCAAAAAUAUCCGCUAAAUGAAUCACAGAUUCGUGUUCCUAAUUGUGAUCCAUUCGAUUAUGAUGGCAUAAAGAAGAAUAUUUUACAAGGUAUGGAUUGGUUUUGUGCGGCUCCAUUUACCAUACAACGAAUAUGCGAAUUAUUAAUCGAACCAUAUCGUCAUUAUACACGAACUGAUAAAUUUAUGCGUGGUAUUGAAAAAAAUGUUCUUGUUGUUUCUACUAUACAACCUCAACCAAAUAAAUACUCGACGUCUGAAACAAUUGAAAAACAGCCUUCAUUUCGUGAUUUUUAUCCUCAUUUUUCUCUUUCAUCGUCAAUAUCGCCUCGAAGUCGUUCAUCAUCGAUCUCAUCAAUUUUAUCCAAUCGUAGCGGUAGUGGUGGAAAUAUUGGUCUAGUCGGUGGACUUACCUCAGGUCAUCCGUCACCACCGCCGGUCAUUUUGGCUAAUUCUUUAACAUCGUCCGCAUCAUCGUCAUCAUCAUCGUCUUCUUCGUCUUCAUCAUCGUCAUGUUCUUCAUCACCUGGAUCAACCUCUCCUUCACAAUCAUCAUUAACUUCAAUGCAAACGACUUCUACAGUUUCAAACAAUAUUACAAAUGGAUUCGAUCAUCUGGUUCAUCAUCAUUCUGUCACUAAUCACCAACAACAUCCACUUCAUACACAUCAACCAAAUGAAUCUACUUCUUAUGAAGCUCAAAGUCCAUAUUCAUUGGCACAUCUUUCCAAUUCAAAUGGUAGCCAAGCUACAUCAUCAUCAUCACCAUCAGCAUCGGCAUUUUAUGAUGCAACUUCCAGUUUAUCAUCGGAUCAACAACACAAUAGUAGUAACUAUGAACCGGGAACCAUUGAAACAAAUUCGAAUAGCACAGCUCCAUUACAGCAAUUGGACAGCUUUACCAGUGUAUUUGUAGCUUCUAGUUAUCUUACAUCGAAUAAUCAUCCAACUAGUACGCAAAUAAAUAAUCGAUCACCGCUGGUCACCGCUUCUACUCCGAACCGUGACUGGAAUAAUUCUCAACAAGAGCACAUUUCAUCUUCAUCAUCAUCAUCGUCGGAUGAAUCAUCUGCUGGUGAUGAAAACGAAAAUAUUGUCGUUGAUGAUGAUUUUGAUCAUAGUCAUCAUCAUCAUAGAAACCAGCACGAUGAUGAUGAGGAUGAUGAUGAUGUUAAGACGACCGAAGAACAUCAUGAUGAUGAUAAUUCACAAGUCUUUCAUAAUCGCUCUGUUGACAAUAUUUCUAAUGAUACAUCGGAUGAUUGUAGUCAAAGUAACUUGGAAUCUGCACACAAGAAAUCAGAAAAUGGUGACAGUCUUGAUUCAGAAUCUAAAUGCAAUGAAUCCAACAAUGAUGAUGAAAAUCACGAUAAUUCCAUUCCAAAAUCGAUUCCUGAACAAUCACCAAUCAAAGAUGAACAAAAACAAUCAACUACAGAUGAAGAAGCUAAUGAUGAUAAUAAGAAACAAGAAGAAGAAGAAGAAGAAAGCACGACAUUGAAAAUUGGUGAAAAAACCGAUGUCGAUACUGAUCAACUUGUUGAUAAUGAUGAGCUUGGUGAAGAAUCUAAUAAAAAAUUAAAACUUGAUCAAGAUCGAAUUGUUGAAGUAAAUCGACAAUUAGAACAAAAGGAUGAAGAGCCGGUUAUCUUACCUACCGAUAAUUCAAGCACCGAUAGUGUUUUAGAAGAAAAACCGAUUGAGCCAUUAGAAUUACCGAUGGAUAUGGUCCAAAAUCUAGCCAUUCCUUUGGCAAUCAAUGAAGACAUUGUUACGACAAACAUUACUGCAACAUCGAAUGUUUCUGAAGAUGAUCAAAUGUCUUCAAUGAUUGUUAUUGAACAAUCAAUGGAACAGGAAUCAAUUUCAAUGAAUAUGGAAAAAAUGGUCGAUGAAAAUAUGAUUGUUGUUGUUGGUAAUGAUCAACCAAUGAAUAAUGAUAUUGCAAAUCAACAACAAUCUUUACAAUCUGAUGAUCAAUUAAUGUCAGAACCUAUGGAACAAGAAUAAAUUCAUUUGAAUUUAAAUUGAACAAAAUAAGGUUUUAUGCAUUUUCUAUGAUUUAGCUAUUUCAUCUAAAUAACAUAAACGACGUAUGUGUAUCAUUUGGACAAACAAACAAACAAAAAAAAAUUUAUUUCAUUUUGACAUUUGUUUAAAUAAACUAUUUCUUUUUUU
Molecule: messenger RNA, 2487 nt
Organism: Dermatophagoides pteronyssinus (European house dust mite)
Lineage: Eukaryota; Metazoa; Arthropoda; Arachnida; Sarcoptiformes; Pyroglyphidae
Cellular component (GO): cytoplasm; nucleus; protein phosphatase 4 complex
Molecular function (GO): protein phosphatase regulator activity
Source: RefSeq, a predicted model, not a curated record